AUGUCCUUCCAAGACGCAAAGAAGCCGUCGCAGCUCGACGCGCCCAAGAUCCACAAGAUCCGCAUCACCCUCACCUCGCGCAAAGUCUCCGCGCUGGAAAAGGUGUGCGCCGAGCUGAUCGAGCGCGCCAAAACCAAGGACCUCCGCGUCAAGGGCCCCGUGCGCCUGCCCACCAAAAACCUCAAAAUCUCCACGCGCAAGACGCCUUGUGGUGAGGGCAGCAAGACCUGGGAUACGUUUGAGAUGAGCAUUCACAAGCGCCUGAUCGAUUUGAAUGCGCCGACGGAGGUGGUCAAGCAGAUCAUCAUCAACAUUGAGGCUGGUGUGGAGGUUGAGGUGACCAUUGCUGCAUAG
Messenger RNA from Neohortaea acidophila, 354 nucleotides. Its product is annotated as ribosomal protein S10 domain-containing protein. Bases 1 to 354 code for a protein of 117 amino acids. Gene Ontology annotation, biological process: translation. Gene Ontology annotation, molecular function: RNA binding; structural constituent of ribosome. NCBI's taxonomy places the organism in Eukaryota, Fungi, Ascomycota, Dothideomycetes, Mycosphaerellales, Teratosphaeriaceae. The record is from RefSeq and is a predicted model, not a curated record. The transcript is spliced from 2 exons. Gene Ontology annotation, cellular component: ribosome; cytosolic small ribosomal subunit.